Messenger RNA from Caenorhabditis angaria, 763 nucleotides. The record is from the annotation of a GenBank genome assembly. NCBI's taxonomy places the organism in Eukaryota, Metazoa, Nematoda, Chromadorea, Rhabditida, Rhabditidae.
AUGAUUUGGAUUCUUUUCGCCAAUGGUUAUAUCGAAUUUGUUAUAUCAAUUGUAUAUUUUGCUGUUUCAUUCAUUUCAGUCGAAUUCGAAGAUGAUCACGUAACUCCGUUCUUUUUCAUAGCUGCCGUUGAAAUACCAGCGGGUCUUGUGGUUUUACCAUUGAUGAUUUAUUUUGGUCGAAAAUCGCUGACGAUUUGGACUUUUGUUAUUCAAACUUUGUCGCUUUUAGGAAUGGCAUUUUUUACUAACAAAACUAUGAAUUUUAUUUGCAUGAUUAUCGCAAAAGUUAUGUCCACGUAAGUGAAAUCCUUAACUAGUUCACUAAUUAAUUUUUUUAAUUACAGUAUAAUAUAUACUAUCCAUCCGAUUUGGGCAAAUGAACAAUUUCCAACAUCGGUCAGAUCUUUAGCCUAUUCUUUGAUGAAUGUUCCACAAAGUAUUGGGAUUAUUGUAUCACCUUAUUUGAAACAUAUUGUAAGUUUUAAAUUUUACCGGAAUCUUUUUGAUUAACUUGAUCAAUCAUUUAUAGAAAAUUCGAAGACAAUGGCUAUUAUUCACAGUUGUUUCAUUGCUCAGCUUAGUUGGAACGAUUUUCAGCUUAUUUUUGAAGGAAACUAAAAAUUGUGCACUUCCUCUCGAUGUAAAAAGUUUAACAUCAUCGAAUGCCUCGCUCGUUUCAACUCAAUCUUCCGAAUCUGUGAAUUUAGAAAAAGAAAAAAAGAAUCUUAUUGAAAAUAAUCAAACCUCUAAUUCAAAUGUAUAA